AUGGCGAAACUAAAUCUUUCUCAAGUAGCUCUUGAAGCUAUUCGGACAAAAUUUGAAGAACCAAUAUCGAUAAUCGUCUAUACCGGUGAGAUGGGUGUCGGCAAGAGCAAAUUUGCAUCGGUGUCUGCUUGUUGUCUCAUGACGAGAAAACCUACACAAUUACCAGAGCUUUUUAAGAGUGGAGGUGGUGGUAAUAGUGUUACACAAGGAAUUUGGAUGUGGUCAGAGCCGCUGCCUAAUCCCUAUGGUAAAGGGUCUGUUAUGCUACUUGAUUGUGAAGGUAAAGAGACUCAUUUGAACAAACUUCGACUUAUCCUCAUGCUUUUCCUUAUAAGGACCUAUCUUUCAUGUAGCAUUACCAUCACUCUAAAUUAGUGACCUUUAGGAUUGAACAAAACAUGCUGAUUGUUUAGAAUCAGUCACAAAAUUUGUGCAGAAAAUGUAAUUUAGAUUGUGACGUAAAUAUCGAACAUGUUCAUUAUCUAUAUUGUGGGUGUGAGUUCGGUUGAUUGUUAUUGCGAAUUAGGCUAUGCAAAUAGGUGGCUGUCGGUGUGAAGGUAAGUUUAUUAAUGUUACUGUGACUAUGGGUGUAAGUAGUUGAGACUAAUACAUUCAUACUUACGCUCACAGUCACGGUCACAGCCAAAUCCAUGUUCUACUCACAUCACACCCGACGUCCAUCCCAACAAUAGCGUCAGUCGGGUCCAAGGUUUUUUGAACCAGAACCCGAAUUCAAAACCUCGAUUAAUUAGAAUCUUUCGGAUCCGGACUUGAUUAGUUAAAUCAUUGAGAUCUAUACAUGUUUUUGUCUGAUCUCUGGAGCAUUGUAAAGGUUUCAUACGAUCAUAUGAUGCGUUAUAUGUUUCCGGGAAACUCCUUGAUUUUUCCGACACUGAUCGAAUUCUGGGACACAUGUUCAGUUUCCCUCGAAAGUAUCCAUGGAAAUAAUAGAUACGAUGGGCAUAAUGGACAUAAGCGUCGUAUUGCAUAUGAUCAUCAAAAUGUAUCGAGCUCUUACAUGUAUUCAAAAUGCUUGAAUUCUAAAAAAAUACGAAAGAUAUCACAUCGUAUCAGGUGUGGAUACGAAGGCUCAGACAAUAUCACACCAAGUGUUGGUGUGAAGAAAGGCAUCUUGCGGUGAGAGUCUCGCACAAUAUUGCACCAAGUGUAAGUAGGAAUAGCAAGUUACGAGUUCCCAGGUAACUGGUAACCGAGUAGUUCCCAGUUACUAGAUAACUGGGAACGGGCAUGCAGCUAUCCUUGGGCCCUCAAGACCUGCUAUAGGGGUGUACUGUUGGGUCCUCAAGGCCUACUACAGAAGCCUACAUAUUGGUCCUCAAGGAUUACUGUUUUCUCACAUCCUAGCGACCUCAGCUACAGCACUCCUUGUUUAACUGUUACAAAACAUAGACCAAUCAGAUUUCAGGAAGCAUUUUCUCUCUUAUUGUCAAGCAACACAGGCAUGUUCGACCUGAUCAUGGGGUUAUCGGGGAUGCUCUAUUGAUUGAUGGGUAUAUGUAGAAGUUUCUACCGAGUGGAACACGGCGAAAUACAGCCAGAGCACUUCGCCUUUAAGGUGCAACGGUAACCUGCUGUAGAAGGUUUUGAGGAGCCAAGACUAGUCCUAAUAGUAGACCUUGAGGACCCAAGGGUACCAUGUAUAAUAAUCCAGUUACCGUUCCCGGGAAAGCGGCGUCUGAACCGUUAUUAGUUGGCGGAUAACUGGUAACGGUGGCUUCCCACCCCCAGAUGUGAGUGCGAAGAAAUGAGUUUCAGAGAAGUACUCACACAACAUCGGGGCCGAUGUGAAUGCGUAAAAUGGAGUUGCACAGAUCAGUGGCAGGUUUAGGAGGAAGGCUUGGGGUGAUCGCUCCAUUCGAAGAAAAACUUUUUUUGAUUUUACCAGCAAAAAAUACUGAAAAAUAGAGUGCAUACGACUACUAAUCAACUUCAAAACUCGUUUUUUGAUCAAAAUCACUCCAUAUCUAUCAAAUCACCGUGUAUCAAAAAAAUCCUAGAUCCGCCACUGACAUAGAGAAGAGUUCACACGACAUCGCACCACAUGUGGGUACGGAGAAGGAGUUUCACCGAAAAGGACUCAUGCAACAUCGUGCCACGUGUGCGCUGAAAAAAAGGGAUUUCGCGGACAAACGCUCACAAUACAUCGUACGAUGCCAUCCAUUAUGUGCAUUAUGUUCAUUAUGUUCAUUAUGGCCACUGUUAAUAUCUUACAGCAUUCCUUACAGUAAAAUAAGUUUCCCAGAAACUAAUACAACGCAUCAAAACGUCAAUAAGUAAAACUCUAAAAAUCGACAAACCUCCAAUUUUGUAAGAUUUAGCCAUUCAUAACUUAAAUACAUUUUACUACGCAAUAUCAGCAAACUUUUUCAUAAAAGGUUAACUUUAUAUGCGAUUUUUUCUGAAAGAAUUACUUUUUAAUCCCAGUGAAAAAUUUUAGGGAUUUUCAAUCGGAUUUUUCUGCAACAAAAUCAAAAUUAAAAUCGAUUGAUAAUCUUGAUUAUUUUUGACUAUGACUUAACAAAUAUCUAUUAUUGUUACUUAUCCAGUAUGAAAUUUUUUGAUUAGAAUAGGAUUAUUUUGCAGCAAAAUCAAAAUUAUCAAUCGAUUAAUAAUUUCGAUUGUGUGACAGAAUAAUCCGAUUUUAAUCAGAAAAUUUAGUACUGGAUAAGUAAUAAUAACAAAUAUUAGUUAAGUCAUAGUAAAAAAUAAUCAAGAUUAUUAAUCGAUUUUAAUUUUGAUUUUGUUGCAAAAACAUCCGAUUGAAAAUCCCUAAAAUUUUUCACUGGGAUUCUGUUUAAAAAUUUAAAUUUUUGAAAAGCUUUCGAAAAGACCUGAAGAAAAGACGUCAUGAUAAUAUAAUAUUAACGAUUCAGCGCGGUUUCAUGGGUCCUUUUAAACAGUAAACGUUGUACAUUUGCUUCAUUAUUUUUUGAAAAUUCAUUUCAAAAAUACUAACCGUUCUCGUAUUUUAAGAUGCAUAAUAGGUUUUCAUAUUACAAUCGUAAUGGGUUUCGCUGCUUUUCUUUUCUACCUUUAUGCUUGAAUUGCCUGUUUGUUGUAAUCAGUGAAUAAAUAUCCGAAUAAAUUCCAAAAUAGAUUAUUAUUAUCAUGACUGUUUCUUUUCUAUCCAAAUUCGGUAAGUAAAAAGCCUUGAACUCGAAUCUGGUCAAUAAAGAGUGUAUGGACUCAACGAGCUCCAUCCAGGCUUACCAAAUCUUCCGAAAUAACAGGAAGAAUUCGGAAUUUUAAGAUUUUUCUGAAGGCCUUCGGAGUUUCCGAAGUCUUCCGAAUUCGACUUUUUUCCGGUUUUCUUCCGAAUUCUGAGAUUUUCUAGAUUUUUCAAUACCAUAAGAUUUGUUGGUCAUUAGCAUGCCAUCUCUUUUCUUACAGAACAACUGGAGAGUUAUUGUUUUAAAGUAGAUGCAGUACUAUAAUGUUUAUAUUUUAUCUUGAAUCAUUAAUCUGAUAGAUUAUGAACUACUGUCGGCGUCAGAAUUAAAUAGGGGUGGAUGCAGAACGAAUAUCUCGAGAACGACAGUAGCUAGCGAUCUAUGGUUUUCCCCAACUGAAAGAGUUGAGGUCGGGACGUCUUUUUCUCGGACAAUGUAUAAGAUGAAAUCCUUUUAAAAUUAUUGAUGUUCCAAAAACAUGCAAAAGAAUGUAUGAAAAUGACCUGACAUCUAGAUGAAAUUAAGAUUUUGACCUUUGAAUUAGAUACAGAAACUUGAGCUCUAUAAUUCAAGAUAGAAUGUACUUCCUUACUUUUCAUUAUAUUUUCACCGAAAUGUUACGCUACUAUGAUAAAAUGUACGAAAGUUUUGUAAAAAGAUUAGCAAAAUUCUCUAUAAUUUGUCCACGUAAAUACAUAAUUCUAUUUGCUCAUCGUUAGAAUAUAAGAAAAGAAUCAUUUGCAUUGUAUCUUGAACUAUGGAUCGGAAGCUCCUCUAUGUAUAUCUCGGAUCAAAAUCAAAGUUUCAUCGAGAUGUCAGGUUAUUUUCAUACAUUCUUUUGCAUACUUUUGGAACAUGAUUAAUUUUAAAAAGAUUUCGUCUUAUACAUUAUCAGAGAAAAAGACUUACCGACUUCUACUCUUUCAGGUAGUGAAAACCGCAGAUCGCUAGCUACUGCCCUUCUCGAUAUAUUCGUUCUAUACCCAUCCCUAUUUAAUUCUGGCGCCGACAAUAAAUUGAGUAUCUAAUAGUUAGAAAAGUAAUGGAAAAAAUAGAUUUGCUCUUGGGAAAGGUGCAUUGAAAGUUCGAGAGAAGGUGGUACUUAACUUAAUACUUUUCAAGUUUUACAUUUAAUAACCGACAACGAAUCUAGUGGUUUACAUGUGAGUAUUAGUUCAACGGAAGAAGAUGAACGAGAACUCCUCGUUGCAAGAAGUGAAAAAUGAUAAUUCAAAAGCUCGAUGUAAAGCAUGUUUGAAGUCCUUCAGUGUUCUAUACAUUAGUAAAGAAUCUUUUAAAAAAAUAUGAAAUUGCUUUUCAUAAAACCUAUGCCAUAUACUUUUCGAACAAAUCAAUAAAUAUUGUUCUUUUAUCUUCGUCGAGUGAGUCAGAAGAGUCUGAGUGACAGAAUCCCCAUUUCUGUACAGUAUAGUUCGGCAAAAUUUGUUGAAAACUACAGCAACAAGUCAUAAGUCCGACAAAAGUAUACUUUUUAUUGAUCCUAAUUAGUUUUAUUGUAAACAAGCAGUUUGAACUGCACAAUAUUUGAGUGUGUCUACAUAUGUAGAUAGCUUUUGAAAUUAUUUUCUCCAUGGCGUUCAUUUUCAAGAACCUUAUUAGUUUUAAUAGGAAAACAAUUGUUCUAUUGUUUUUGUCCUAUGAGUAAAUUCUAUAAGAAUAAAUAAUGAUACACGUAGGCAGUAUUUUCCUCACAGUAAAACAGUGAGGUUAUACUCCCAAAUCUUUAAAAAAUUAUUUCGGAUUCUUUUCCUAAUCUUUUGAAAAAAAUUUAGAAUUUUCCAAAUUUCAGUAUACAAAUUACCGACUAUUAACUCUUUAAUCUGGCAACGCUGGCCCUAUCCAACACCCAUCACCUACUAUUAUGUUUCACACUAACCAUCCACAACCAUAUAGAUACAUAUACUUCAUAUACCAUGUCCACAUCCUUGUAAAUUGAAAUAUGUAUACAGCAGUCUUCGAUAUUUUCAUAGGAACCUUCGUUAAUAUUACACGUAAACUUUAUAUUUUAUGCGCAGGAAUGGGUUCAUUUAACGAGCAUCUUGGUGCCAACUUAUAUCUUUUCUGCAUGAUAAUCAGCACAUCGUUCGUGAUCAUUCUGAAUUCACCAAGAGUGGCGGCUAAACAAAGUGAACGACUAUAUCAUGCUCUAUUGCGGUAUCAACAAAUGAAAGCGUGUCAACAGCAUGUGCUUCCUAAUGUUUGGUUGCUUCUGCAUGCGCCAGAGUACGUGAAGAGUGGUGAUAAUGGAGACAUCAUUAUAGACAAAUCGGAAUGGCUUGAAAGCGCAUUCGCCAUUGAUCCUAACAGUCGGCAACAAAUGUCGAACACAGAACUACAAUCCAUCCAAGAUCGUUUUAGCUUCAUCAAUCGUAUGCUACCCUAUAAAAACGUUGUCAAAAUAGGCUAUCUUCCCGAUUCACUGAAAGACAAUAAUCCGAAGAAAGACAUGUGGGGGCUUUUAAGAGAACCCAACUGUGCACAGUACUUUCAAGCGGUACAGAAUGCUCUUAACGCAUUGUUGUCAAGCGGUGGCAAAGUAAUACCUGGGUCUGGUAACGACAAUCUUUACAUUCGGGCAGAUGAGCUGGUUGACUUUAUGCAGAAACUCAUUGACAUGAUUAAUAAUGAUAAAAUGCCCAACCCAGAUUCACUGAUCGAACGGUUUUUACGCUCGCGCUUUUUGACUGAAAUAGCAUGUAAGGAAAAAGAGAACUUCGAAUCAUCGUUUUGCACAUUUGCAUCUGAAACUAUCUGCGCGUCCAUAAGUAAGAAGGACAGAAUUGAGACAGCAAAAGAAAAGAUCGAGAACGAUAAGAAAAUGGCGACUGAACACGAGCGUCUAUUGAAUCACGCUCUGAGUUCGAUGAUUCGUCGGGCUCGCUGUGAGAUUUUUGGUUUCGAUCAAGCAGUCGACUCCCAGGAUUAUAGAGAUGCGUCAGACCGUAAGAAAGCUAGUGAGGCCCUACCCGUAACGAUUCGAAAUGAAAUUGAAGCAAUAGAGAAAGCAUUGAAAGAGUUCUCUAAACCGGAAAAUUUGGUAAGAAGUACGCGGCUCGCUAAACAGGAAGAAGUUAAUCAGAAAAAAAUUCAACAGCUCGAAGAAAUGACGAAGAAAAUUGAAUUAGAUGCGCAACGCCUAGAAACAGAGCGUCAGGAAGCAGCGCGCCAAGAGGCUGCCCGUCAGGAAGCACUGCGACAGGAAGCUGCUCGGGUGAAAUCGAUGCGUCAAGAAGCAAUGCAACAGGAAGCUGCCCGUCUCGAAACAAUACGACAGGAGGCUGCCCGUCUGGAGGCAUUAUGACAGGAUGCAGCACGUCAAGAACAGGCAAAUCGAGAGUAUUGGUUUAACAUGACAAAUACACGUAUGCAAGAACUUACAGAUCGAGAAAAUGAUUUUAGAGAAUAUGUCGGGAAAAGGGAAGCGGCAAUCGAGAGAAAGCAUCGAGAAUUCGAGCGGACGCAGCGAGAGCAGUCACGUGCACGAAGUAAGAGUAAACAAGUUGAACGCUCACGCUCACGCAGUGCAAGCAGGAGACGUUCUCAGAGUUCCUGUGAGAAAGUGCUAAUUAAAUGUCCAAGGUGUAGUUUUGAAGAAUAUAAAAGUUUCCAGCACAAAGAUGAAGGGGAAACAUGUGGUUACUUUGAAUACAGUGGGAAUACUGCAAUUUGCGCAACCUGCGGCGGUCGGAAACCCAUCAAGAACUUACGUUGUAGCUGUCGUGAUUGUGGGCAUAAAUUUAAAUUUGGAGAGAAUUCUUGAUGCUUGGCUCUUUAAUUUCUGCUAGACUUACACUCUCAGUUUUGUACCUGUCUUUUGGUUUUGCAUGGAUAGUGGCUGUACCAUCUCGUUCUAAAUAAAAGAAUAAUGUUUUGCCUUAGUUAUGCAGAAAAGAUGUAGAAUAUCGAGGUGUAAGUAUGGGCGUCCGUGGCGUUAAUCUGGGUGUGGGUGAGGUGUGGGUGUGGGUGAGGGUGGUUGUGGCGUGGGUGUGAGUGGGUGGGUAUGGGUGUGGGUGGAUGUGGGGUGGGUGUGGGUGGGUGUGGGGUGGGUGAAGGUUUGGGUGUGAGUAUUGGUGUGAGUGUGGGUUGGGUGUGAGUGUGAGUGGGUGCGGGUGAGUUUGGACCUGUAGUUGUCGUUUGGUAUGGAUCUUUGUGAUAAUUGAACGAGUAACGAAUUCACAGACCUAUAUUAGCAAUCACAUCCCCACUCUUCCUAUGGCUUGAGUCAAGGACAGAAGGAAACGAAAUUAGUUCGUAUGGUUUCUCUGAUAAGGGUGUGAGUGUGGGUGUGAGUGUGGGUGUGAGUGUGAGUGUAGGGUGUGGGUGUGGGUGUGAGUGUGGAUGUGGGGUGUGGCUGUGGGGUGUGGCUGUGGGGUGUGGCUGCGGGGUGUGGCUGUGGGGUGUGGCUUUGGGCGUGGGGUGUGGGUGAGUGUGGACUGGGUGUUGGUGUGGGAGCGUGUGAAUAUCGAUGUGUAUGUUUGCGUUAGUCAGCAUAAAAGAGGAACAACGCCCCAUACCCACACCCCACAGCCACACCCCAUACCCACACUCACACCCCACGCACACCCACACCCCACACCCACACCCCCCACCCCCCCCCCCCCCCCCCCCCCCCCCCCCCCCCCCACCCCCCCCCCCCCCACCCCCC
Rotaria sp. Silwood2 is the source of this 7857-nucleotide messenger RNA. Lineage: Eukaryota; Metazoa; Rotifera; Eurotatoria; Philodinida; Philodinidae. The record is from the annotation of a GenBank genome assembly.